AUGCCUGACCAGCCUAAUAUUCGCCUUGCGACCCCUGAGGGCAAGUAUGUCCCGAUCAUCCACCAGUUCAUCUGCGAGCUGGCAGAUUAUGAAAAAGCCCUGCACGAAGUAGAGGCCACCCACGAGUCCCUCCUUGAAACCUUGUCCUUCCCCGACAGCCCGCCCAAGCGUGGCUCCGUGUACACCGCGCUUAUUACCCCUCCUGCGACAGCGGAGAACCCCACACCCAAGCCUGUCGGCAUGGCGCUAUUCUUCUACAACUACUCUACGUGGCGCGCAGCUCCGGGAAUCUAUCUUGAGGAUCUUUAUGUCCAGCCGAGUGCUCGGGGCAAUGGUUACGGCUUCAAGUUGCUCAAGUACCUUGCCGCCAAGGUCCUGGAGAUCAAGGGCAGACGUCUUGAGUGGAGUGUGCUGAAGUGGAAUGAGCCCAGCAUCAAGUUCUACGAGCAGGUUGGGGCUAAAGCCAUGGAUGAGUGGACCAAGAUGAUGAUGGAGGGUCCGGCGUUGAACAAGUUGGCGGAGGGAUUGUGA
This is a messenger RNA of Aspergillus neoniger CBS 115656, 531 nucleotides long. Its product is annotated as GNAT family N-acetyltransferase. Bases 1 to 531 code for a protein of 176 amino acids. The record is from RefSeq and is a predicted model, not a curated record. The transcript is spliced from 2 exons. NCBI's taxonomy places the organism in Eukaryota, Fungi, Ascomycota, Eurotiomycetes, Eurotiales, Aspergillaceae. Gene Ontology annotation, biological process: protein acetylation. Gene Ontology annotation, molecular function: N-acetyltransferase activity.